Messenger RNA from Caenorhabditis auriculariae, 4825 nucleotides. The record is from the annotation of a GenBank genome assembly. NCBI's taxonomy places the organism in Eukaryota, Metazoa, Nematoda, Chromadorea, Rhabditida, Rhabditidae.
AUGACGCGUCCAGGAGUUUUCGCUCUGGAUAAAGGUAACCGGAGAUUUUUCACCCUCAACGGAUUGGUUCAUAUCAAGGUAAAUGAACUUUAAUCUUAGACACGGUCAGGAUUUUGACAGAUAGCCUUACUCGUAAUCAUCUUUAUUAUGACGUUUUUCGAAGUUCUCGAGUUCGUCUUUUACAUUUUCUCAGACGAAGUCGCCGAACAAGCGGAUUGGGGAGCUCUUUUCGUUACGGUGAACUCCUGGCGUUUGAAGGCUCAAGAAAAUUUGAAAAAUUUCAGAUGGUUCAAGUUUUCGUCAUUGUCUGCAUGGUUAUUUCAUUGCUCACCGAGAAAAGUCUUUUCUUGGUUCCAUAUAUCUUAUCGAUGGUGCAUCGCUUUUAACAUGAAUGAUUUUAUAGCCAAAUCUUCCCAAUUUGAAAGGCGAAAUUGGUUGAUUGGCAAGUGUGAAGCGUUGCGUACGCGAAGCGGCUGUUGGCGGGGGACUAGAGGUCAAAUACGGGCUACCUUUUUUUCUUCUUCUCUAAUUAUUUUUUUAAAUGAAUUAUAAUUUUUUUAUUAAUUUGAAAGGAUUCACUUGAACGAAUAAGAGCAUUAAAAAAAUGAGAAAAAGUAUUUUUUUACAUUUUUUUCUUGAUUGCGUAUGACCUUGAGCUCCCGUCAAAAGCCGCGUCGCAUACGCAACGCCUAAUCCUGCCAAUCUACCCGUCUCGCCGUUAAAGUCGGGAAAAAAAUGAACCAUAUUAGGUUCAUUUUUUUCUUCAAAAAGUUUUUGAAAACUGUAAUCGACAAAAAUGUAAUGUUUUUUUAGUUUCUCGCAUUGACGACUUUGGGAAUCGCGACUUUCAAAAAUAGUUGCAAUGAUUAUUUAUCCCUAUUCCGAGGCUGCUAUGGAAACUUUGGGCGAAGGAGGAACAUUCCUCGAACGAGAAAAAUUUUGUCAGUUAUAAAUAACUCGAAAUUUUGCUUACUUCGUAAAUUUUUUAGUCUGUAUAGCUCUGGCUUUUCUGGCCGCAAUAACAACAGUAUUUGCUUGGGGACUUCAUAUUGGACUUGUUUGCUACCAGUACUUCGAAAGUAGAACAAAUGAGAGGAAAACACGGGAAAGUGCACAAAACGCCAACAAGGUAAGAACGAAAAACUUUUUUCUUCAUUUUCAGUUAGUAUUAAUCUUGAAUCAACAAAAUCAGAACGGAAGAGUUUUUGGAAACAGAAAAAAUGAGGAAACUUUGCAAGACUUUUCUUUCAAUUCGCAAGAUUGUAGGUCGAAAAUAACCCCACAGUCAAACAUUUUUGGAAAAUCAUUUUUCGGAGAUGAACAUUUUUUCGAACCUCAGAGAUCUUGAAGUAGAUUUUCACGAAGUUCCAACAAAUUUUUUCAUUAACCACCGAAAAAUCUUCUCCUCUUUUAUCUAGAUUAUCACUACCAUUUCAAAUCCUGUUUAAAAGAAAUUUUUCGAUCCAUUUAUAUUCAGCGACCACCACUCGUGCUUCCUGAAAUGGCUGACCAGCGCACCAGGGAAUCACCGAAUAUGGUCCCGAACUCAAUCGUAAACAAGAACUUUUCGCUUUCUGAUGAUGAAGACGACGAUGUGUUUGAGAAGAAAAACGGCCCUGAACUGGUUUAGAAUUUCCACAAAAAGUCAUCGACUUUUGUUGAAUAUUUAUUGAUUGUAUGAAAAGAUUUUGCCAAUUUUUUUUUGCCAAUUUUUUGAAUAAACUUUUUUUUUUGAUUUUUGUCAAACAUUUAUGGUAUGUUGUAAGGAGAAAGAUUAAUCUAAAGCCAUGCUUACAGGGUUGAAAAACUAGUUGAAACGUCUUUUUUGGUCUUCAAUUCCGAAAUGUCGUAUUAACUCCAGCAUUAACAAAAUACUUCAAUCUGAAAAUUCCACAAUCGGAGAAAAGUGGUCAGUUGUAUAAACCCAAGAAGUUCGUCCCCGAUUCUAGCGUUGAAGGUACCGCUGUAUAAAACCUCUGCAAAACAAUCAAAAAAAAAUGUUGAAUGUUUCUUUUUCUCUGUUUUGUGGCUGAAACAAGUGAAUUACGUGAACAGGUUGGGAAAAAAACUUCGAGACAACGGCGCAAAGCCAAAGAAUCCGGCUGACCCGAAUUGUGGGGGUCGUUCGCCGCGCCGCCCUUUCUCCUUACUUUCACGUGGAACGUGACGUCCGAAGAAUGUCCCACGACGAUGCUGCUAAAUACUGUGAGUCCUUUUUGAUUGAAAUAAGCGUGAGAAAAAGAGGAGAAUGUAUAGGGACAACUGUCAUUAUGAAAGUCCAUGUAGUGCGCCACUUUUAUAUUUUUCACUUUGGGUAAUUCUGACAGAAAAAAGGCCCAAGAAAUUGGUGAACCCUCACUUUGAGGCCUUUUGGUUUCAGAUCACCAAAAAUAUUAUUACCCUUUUUCAUUCUUGCAAAGAUAUAAAACUUGAAGUGUGUGGGCUUCUUUUUGCAAAUAAAAAAAGGUUUUUCUAGUUUCGAAGCGCUGUAUAACUUAAUAAAGAGCAAAAAAUUUCCCGCCAUCUGAAAAAUAAAUUUUUUUAUAAAAAAAUUGAACGCAUCAAAAAUUAACUUCAUUAUUGAAAUAUUCCUCCGCGAUGAAAUUUCAAUUUUUCUUGAAAAAGAGAUCAGCGUAAUCGUCUUUUUCUUUGAAUCUCAGGCAAUUUCCUUCUUAAUCAUUUUUUUUCAGUGGUUCUUGUGACUGGCGCGUCAGGGUUUAUCGGGAGUCAUUGUGUCCAACAACUUAUCGAAAAAGGCUACAAAGUACGAGGAACCGUCCGAAGCCUUUCGAAUAAACAAAAAGUGAGAAAUUUCGACUGAUUCGAUCAAUUAGUUCAGUCUUUUACAGGUUGAUCCCAUCAAACAACUUGACACGAAAGGACUUUUGGAACUGGUGGAAGCAGACCUCUUGAAAGAGAGUUCUUGGAAAAGGUUAGGAAAUUAAAAAAAUCAUUGAUCAGUUGAAAUUUGUUUUUUUUUCUAAAAUGGGAACCAAAAAAUCUCAAAAACUUUCAAAACUUAUUUUUAUUGAAAGUUGAUUCAGCGCUGUCGAUGGCUGUGACUUUGUUCUUCAUGUCGCCUCCCCUUUCCCUAUAGUUGCAGAUGAAAAAUGCAUCACAACAGCUAUCAAUGUAAGUUUUUCUCAGUUAUAUUUUUUGGUGCUCGAAAAGGUACUGAAUCGUGGGAAAUAUGUCAGUUUUACUGCAUUAGGAAAGCGCUUCAAAUGAAAAUAAGAAUAUUUCUUUGGUCAAAAUUUCAGGUCAAAAUGAUUUUUUUUACAAAGUUACGGGCGAAAUACCAUAAAGAUACUCACCCACUUCCUCUACUGUAGAAUGAUAAUAGUUACCUCUUGAAUAAAAAAAAUCUUCCAAGCUUGAUGUAGAUAUGAAAAGUUUUUAGGGUACUUUAAACGUUUUACGAGCAGUGGCUGGAAACAGGAAUGUGAAAAAAGUGGUUCUAACGAGCAGCUGCGCAGCUGUCAAUGGUUCGGCAGUCAUAAUUUAUGAAGUGAACUUCAUUUUCCAGAGGGACACUCUGCGGAUAAAGUAUUUGAUGAAACAUCUUGGACAAAUGUUGACGAUCCUCGUGUCGACUGCUACGCCAAAAGCAAAACUUUGGCUGAAAAAGCAGCUUGGGAUUUCAUGAAGGAAGCUCCGCGCAGGUUUGAAGUUCAAACAACGAAUUAAAAAAAACUUCAAAACUCCAAAACCAAUACUAGUUUUCAGUUUUUCGUUGACUACAAUCAACCCAACUCUCGUUUUCGGACCUGCCUACAUAACAGAACAAGGGUCGAGUAUUUCGGUGAGGCUUCUCAAAUCGGAUAGUUUCCAAAAUUUUUAAUUAAAAAGUGGUGAACUUAAGUUUGUUAAAUCAUGUCUUGCAGUUGAUGCGCAGAUUCAUGAGUGCAGAAAUGCCGGCGUGUCCUCCUCUGAACUUGGCCACAGUCGAUGUCAGGGACGUAACUCUCGCUCACAUCAACGCCAUGAGAAUCCCAGAAUCAGAUGGGCAGCGCAUUCUAGUGAGCGUCAAGAUUUUCGCUAAGAACUUGAAGUUCAUUUUAUCUUUUUUUCUACAGAAGACUUACACAAACUUCAAAUUUUUUUAUUGGAUUUCUCUUUUUCAAAAACUUUCCAUAUUUAAUAAUUUUUUUACGUUCCUCUUUCUGAUCGUUCGGUUUAGAAAUUUCAGAAAGUUUUUUUUUGCACCGGUCUUUGAAAAAAACUUUUGAACUUCGUUUAUUAUAACAGGGUGUAUGAACUCACUAAAUUUAAAGAUUUCCCUGAUCUACAAAAAAUUUUACAGUGAUGUCAAUAAUGAAUAGAGUUUUGAGUAAUAAUUUGUUUCAGGUGACAAACAUCCCGUCGGUUUGGUUUUUGGACAUCGGAAGAACGCUCAAUCAGGAAUUUAAAGGCCAAGGUCAGUUUCUUGAACUUCUACCUAAAAGAGAAAUUGUCAAGAGGGCUAAAUAGUAUUUUUUUUUUCACGUUUUCGAAAUUUCUUUUGAGAUGAAGUUUCAUGAAGCAGAUUCAUCUUUUCAGGCUAUUGGAUCCCCAGAAUUCAAGCCCCGUAUAUAAUCGUUUGGUUGUUUUCGUUUUUCGACAAAGAAGCUGCCGCAACUCUCCCUCGAUUGUGCCAAAAAGUCAAAUUUGACAACACAAAGGUUUCUUCAUUAUUCUUUGAAACUGGCAAAUAGAAAGAAUACUUAAGAUGAAAACUCUGCUGGGAAUAACACCGCGGGACACGCAUCAAGCUUUCAUCGACAUGGCCCAUUCUCUCAUCAAGCUGGGAAUAGUUCGAAAGCCUCGAAUUCGCUGCAUCUUCUAA